Molecule: messenger RNA, 8944 nt
Organism: Haplochromis burtoni (Burton's mouthbrooder)
Lineage: Eukaryota; Metazoa; Chordata; Actinopteri; Cichliformes; Cichlidae
Product: YLP motif-containing protein 1
Exons: 4
Coding region: 1733-2767 (344 amino acids)
Source: RefSeq, a predicted model, not a curated record
CACAUGUAAAACCUGCAGGACAGCGUCCUCGAGGCCUGGAGUUGGACCCCCUGUGUUAGUGGAUGUGAGGACAAUCAAAGCAGCCGGUCAGCCAAAGCUGAAGCAUUCCCUGCAUUCAGUAUGAGCCAUUAAAAAAAACCUCAGGUACAGUUUUACACGAGUCUGUGGAGACGGACUCAGUUUGGAGUCAACCUCAAGCAGCCAUCACAGGAACUGCAGGCGCGCGCGCGCCUCCGCCUUAUCUUAAUGCUUCCGCCUGCUUUUACGGACAGAGUGGUGCAUCCUGUUGGAUGUGGAGGAUCUUUUGCUCCGUCUGCGGCCACAGCUCCCAGCAGCGGAUCGCGGUGACGGAGAGUGUGUGUCUGUGUGUGUGAGAUGGGGAUUAUUCUCAUUUCACAGCAGAGGACAGAGGACGAGAAGGAUCCAGAAGUGCCAUCCAGCUGGAUUAUGGUGAUGACGGUGAAACCGAAAUGUCUCGCAGCGUUCGGGAAGAACACCAAUAUUUAACAUGACCUUUGACCUUUACCUAUCACCUCCUGUGACAGAGCAACUGCAGGAAGACAGGCUGAGGCCUGCUGGUGAGUCCAUGGACCAGGAGGAGGUGAAGCUCUGCUCUUCCAUGCUCAUUAGAAGAUGAUUUUCGACUGACGUUACACUUUUUGAGUUGCGUUGAUUUCUACAACUUCGGUCCCAGGUCAUAUUAAUGAUGGCGAGUGUCUGAACUGAGCUAACAUAACCAUCUGCUGACUGUGAGAUUUGGAAAAUCAGCACAUGGCUUCUGACCCCAGGAUUAUGAGACUCUGCAGGGAAGCCGAUGCUUAGUCAACUCACAGUUCACGGCUCCAGUGGACCGUUGGUGGAAAAAAUGACUAGUUUCACAAGAUCUCAAUAGACUGGAGUCAGCAAUGAUAACAUGCAAUAUCUUUAAUAGAGAGGGGCAAGCAAAUCCCCCGUCAGCUGUGCUUUCCACACCUGCUUCUGGGAAACUGAUGUUCUGAUGUGCUGUAUGGAGUGCAGAGUCCGGAUUCAACUGAUUCAUUGAAAAACAGGAAGUUUAACGGACCAUUCUGACUGUUGGCGAGACGAGGCAAUCUCGCACUCUAACCCGUUCGUUCUGGUUUUAACUGUCAUGGGUCUGAACCCCGGCAGGAGUACCUGACCGAACCAGGGAAUGGUCGGCAGCUCAAUAAAACUCUGUGUUUGGAGCACGCGAGGGCGAGGUCCAUCUUGAUCUCUGAUUCAGAACUCGAAGAAGAAAAAGUCCUCUCCCCCCCACUUACCUCUGGUGGGGGGGAGGGUGAAGGGUACUUUUGUUUUAAGGUUUAGGAUUUAUUUUUCACACAGUAGGCUUUAGGCUGUAGAGUUAGGCGACUCUGCUCUGCGUAACUUCAGAUCCGGUCCAAGUUCUUCUUUGUGUUCAGCCAGUUUGAGGGAGUUGUAUCCUCGGCCCUGUGGCUUAUUUGUGUCACCACUCUUUGAGUUAGCCUUUGGCUCUGCACUAGCAGUAGCUGUGACUCAGGCAGCAUUUCAUCUGGUGCGGAAGUUUAGCAUUUAGACUCAGUGCUGCCUUGAAUUGUAUUACCUGAAUCUAAACAACUGUGACAGCAUUUAGGCUAAAAGUGACCGUUGUCCACUGGGCAUUUCCAUAGCUGUUUUUCUUUUUUGUUUUGUUUUUUUUAGCCUGAGGUUCCUUAGCCAUUAGCUUGAGUGCUACCUUUCAGACUUAUUAGUCAUGGAUGCUAAUCAGGGCCCAGGCCAGGGCAGUCCAGAAAGCCCUAACCGGGCCGUGGAGUAUCUUCUUGAACUCAACAACAUCAUCGAAAGCCAGCAGAAACUUUUAGAAACGCAGCGGCGCCGAAUUGAGGAGUUGGAGGUCCAGCUGGACCGGCUCAGCCAAGAGAACAAGGACCUCCGUUUGGACCGGCAGCCCGUUGCUCCUCCCCCACCUGCGCCUCCUCCCGAGCCUCCUCUCCCUCCUCCUCCGCCACCACCGCCGCUGGCUCAGACCACAUCGGCUUCCAUUUCCACAAAGAAUCACCAUCACCACAACAGCCAGCACCAGGCUCCGGCACAGCCUCCCUGCUCCAUCCCCCUCCACCACCAGCAUCAUCAGGUGCACCACCACUCCUCCACCCACCACUCCCACUCCUAUAAUAGCACCAACAGCACUGCUCCGACUCCAAUUCCAGUUCCCUCUCCAACCUGCGCCCCAACACCUCACUCUGUACUGACCCAAAUUCCAGCUCCGAUUUCCUCUUCAGCCCCGGCUGCUCCUCCUCCACCUCCGAUUCCACCCAGGGAUCAGCCGCGAGCCCACAGCCGGCUGACUCGCAUGCCCUCCACCAGCACUGGCACCAACACCAACUUUGUGGAGAAAGAGAAGGAAAGGCUGGAGCGCCUGCAUAGAGCCAACGCUGCCAACAACCAUCACGCCCACACCCUCCACCACCACAAAUUGUCUUAUUCCUCCUCCACCACCUGUUCUACUACCACCACUUCUUGUCGUUCCUCCAACAACCCUACUAGCAUCACCACUCCUUCCUCCACCUCCUCCUCCUCCUCCUCUCUCUACUCCUCCAGCCUACCUCCUAACAGCCACGCCACCUACCAUCAGUACUGCUGUCCCGCGCGCCUCCGCCUGCCCAAGCCUCCCUGCGCCCUGCCCCCCGCCAAGCACCACGAGCAGGCAAGAGAGGAGGAAGAUGAUGACAUCGCCCAUCAGUUCUGUUGCCCCGCCUCCGAGUGCAGUAGCCCCUCAUCUAGGUAACCAGGGGCGACCAUGAGAAAGCUCCGCCCCACACAACUGUCCCAGGGUAAACUGAGGGGUAAUUAUGAGCCCCUGUCCUCCGUCCACCAUGGCUGUCUCUCUCUCUCUGUCUCUCUCUCUCUUCCUCUUUUGUCGUUUGACCACCAAACAGCAAGAAAACUGUGGAGUAAAAAAAGAGACGUGUGAAAUGAGAAGAUAUGGAGUAAAUCCGGCGAUCCUUCAUUUAAAACUUCCUCGUUAAAAGCCUGUUUGUGGAGAAAACUGGAGCUUUAAAAGAAAACAAUGAAGCUGUCUUUGCAACUCUGCUGCUGAUCCGAUCUCUUUUCUUUUAAAUCUGGCGACACAUUUUCUUACACACCUUGAGUCAGACAGUAAAAGUUGCUCUGCAGCUUUAAAACCACAAGGACCGAUCAUCACCUCUGCAGUCUGACCUACCUGGAGAGCUCACACCUGCUUCAGCUGGUUCACAGGGUGACUCGGCUGAACGCCGGCGAUGAGUCUGCAGUUUUGUGCAUAAUUUUAAACUCGUCAGGCGCUUUUUAACCUCCGUCUGAAAGGAAACUCUUCCCCUCGUCUCCUAGUUCGGGUCAGAACGGGGACUUUAAUGGUUUAUCCUCCCUGUCCGAGCAUGAAGCCAUGACCCCGCCGUUUCCUGGCAACGCUGCGUCGAGAGCCUGCUGUAUAAAGAGUUCGGCGAGGAUUGGACAGCGCUCAAUGCAACGACAAGCUGCGGGGCUAUCUGUGUCCCAACUCUGUAUACGCAGGCCUCUGGUUGUUGCAUGUUGUCACCACACCAAACUCUUUGGAACGAAGGACGAAGACCCAUCAGGUCUUUAUGGGACCGAUAGUUUGUUAGCGAGUUCGUGAACAGUACGAGUCACUCUGGCAGGUAACCACACAUCAUUCGGAGCUCCUCUUCAGUAAACACUGGCUGCUCGACUGGUUGCACAGUGGCCGGCCACCGGAGUCCCGAGUUUGCUCUUUGUUUUGUUGCCUACAUACUGCACCCUGGGUUCUCCUUAUAACUGCUUCUUUUCUUACGUUAACAUCCUGUUGACACACACUUUCAACAGUGGAGCGAGUGUGAGCAGCACGAAUAAAAUCGUACCGACGUACAUCAGGGAAAGUUUGUACUGUUUUGGAGUCUGACAGCUGAAGGAGGCCAAACUGAGACUUAGCACUUUGAUGUAUAAGGUCAUGUGAAGAGAAAUGUAUAAAAGCGGCCGUAUUAGGAGAGUAAUUUUUGGCCCUUUUUACCACUUAAGAUGUGAAGCAGCCAUCAUGACUGAAAACUCUUCAAGUGCUCCCCCCCUCCCCACGAUCCAGUUUUAGGGAGAACCCUGGUUCCUGAUGUGUACAGUGCACUUGGACAGAGACACACACACAUACACACAGAUGUGCACACAGCAGCUGCAAGAGUCCUCAGAGAUCAUAAAUGAUAUCAGUGAUAUCUGGAGUAUGUUUACAUGCACAUCAGUCCUCUGAUCACAGGAGGUGAUCGGCUUUAAGGCAAUAUUUUCAUGAUGUCACGUAGCCGUUACCACAAUCUACUAUAUAUGCUUAAUGAAAGGGUUCUUAAUUCACGAAUAUGAUGACUACUUCUGAUCUGAUCCUACACGCAGACCAAGCUCUGCUAAGCUGUUUAGCUUAGCGUGACGCCAUAAGAGCCAUCUCUACAGAGGUCUUUGAAAGGAGAUAUCUGAGCCUGGAGCCAAGGUUUUAAAAUGUCACUCACUGUAAGGAGCAUGUGAGACCAGUCAGUCAAUCAGAUCACGUCAAAGGGUCCAAAUGCAAAAUACAGGAGGUUUUCUCGUUAAUAAGUAAAAGAACGGUAGUAAAAGACCGUGAGCUCGCCAUGCUAACUGUUGAUCAAAGUUAUGUUAGCUUGCCUUGUCAGUGACAUCAGCAGUGCAUGCAUACAAAUCAUGCUUUACGAUCAAAGUGACAUCAAGUGGCUUUUAUUGUCAUUUGAGCCAUCCACAGGUAAUAUGGUGCACCGCAGAACAAGGUGCCACAAAUGAGGCUACACCCAACUCCGGUUAGCUCCAGUAAACCUAACCUGCAGUUACUGCUUCGCUAGCUUUGCUGUCCCAUCGCUGUCACAUUUAAUUAGCUGCCUGCACUGAGCCAAGACGUUUGCUCAGGUAAAAGAAAUCCAUAAAUAGACAUGUCUGGUUUCAAAGGAGGGAAGCUUGGUCUGCAUGUACUGUUGCUCAGAUCACGAAGAACUCAAAUAAUUGGAUUUCAUGCGACAGUUUCAGGAGUCGCAGUAUUGCCUUAAUAACUACAGUGCACGUAAACACACUCGGUGACUUCCCCUCUGAGCGAGAGGAAGCUGAUGAAGGCGGUGAUGAAGGGAGCAACAGUGGAGCCCUUUGUGUCGUCUCUCAUCUUUUUUUGUGUACACUCUUUUAUCCAUCUUCUCUUUGUGUUUAACUCUGUAGCUUUGACUCCCUCAAGCUCCUCCUCUUUUCCUCUCCUUCCUGUUUUUUUUCCUUUUCCUAAAGAAAGAAAGUAAGAAAGACAUUUUUCUGAUUCAGUGCCAAGAAAAUCAAAGACGAAAAAGUGAAAAGUCUGUCUCAUUGCCAAGUUUGAUAGCGGGGGGGUCGUAUCCUCCUGUCGCAGUGCCAAGUUAAAAAAAAAAAGACGUCUUUGACACCCAAACCCUCGAGCAAAUGUAAUGUUUUAUGAGCAGAAAACGCCGUAUGCUGUAUGAGCAAAUCCUCUGACGAGUUCAUCCAGUCAACUUAUAGCUGUAAAGUCCGAUCUAUAUCUUUAUUUCAUAGCUAGCUGCCCACAGUUUUGUCUGUAGCUCCUUUUCGCCGUUUAUACAUUUAAAAAGCAAUACGUUUGUUUUCCAAGUCUGGAACGAGAGUCUCCCAGUGUACGUAAACUCAUAUUGAGUGGGAGGGGGUCACACCCGUGUAGUAGCUGAUUUAUCAAUAAAAAAAUGCGCUUUGAUCCAAAGUUUUGUAUGCAGCACGACGACGUUUGACACGAUGUCAAAGGUUUACAACAUGAGUCCAGUGGUGUUAUCAGUAUUAAAAACUUAUUAAUAUUUAACUGUGGAACAGAUGAAAGUGUUGGAUAUUUUAUUUUUUCAGAGAUGUAAAAUGCCUGUCUGUGAAACACGUGAUUUUUUUUUCCAUCUUUGCAUGAUUGCAGUUUUUUUCUUUACUGACAGACUCUUCUCAGAUCCUUAAAGGGGACCUAUUUCGCUUAGACUUUUGCAGAGUAGCUUUGCCUGAUUCACAGGUUAGAAUAACCCUUAUUAAUCUUGUACUGCUGCUUGGUGCAGCCCCUUUAACUCCUCUUCUCCACGCUCUUCUGAUUGGCUGCCCCUCAUAAGCCAAAGUCUUGAACAUCAGUUGGGCGGGGCUUCUGUGCCCAAAAGUAGUAAAACGCUCAGAAACUGAGUGCUCAGAAGGGAUUACAGGGAUUUUUUUGUACACAUGGUGACUUCAUCAUUUCAAACCUUGGGUAUGUUUAAUGUACAUGACAGAAAGAAGUAAAUAAGAAAUAAUAGGUCCCCUUUAACUCAAGCAAAGCACAAAUACCACCACACUAAUAAUACUCAGAUACAAGCGGAAAAGCAUUAACAGGCAUACCUGCCCAUUACACAGGACCGCCCAGUUUGCUACGUUGUAUAUCAUAUAUUUAUUAUUUGAAUCAUUGUUAAUCUGAAAGCCUUGUAAUGUGAAGGUUUCUGCCUUUAAACAGUACAGAAUUGCAGUUGCAACCCGUGCACACUAAACUCAUCUUAAUUGGUCAUGUGGUGAGGUUUGCAGUGAUGUAAAGGACCUCUGUAUUAUUCCUAAAUGCAGUGUUUAACCAAACGCCCUCCUGCUGUGCACUAAUGAUGGUGAAUAGUGACAAGAGAGAUUUUGGACGGUUUCACUUAAUUGAGUUUUAAUGCAAAUGAUUACUUCCUGUUUGUCUCUCAGUGUGUUCCUACUUUUUCUCGCUGUAAAUGAAUUAGCUGUGAAAAUGUUUAUUGAGAUGUGAAAGAUCGCGUUAGCACAGCAUGAGAAGUCUUUCCACAGCAGUUUAUCACCUUUUUUUAGAUUCGUCCUGAGCGACAGUCCUUCAGCUUUACAACGUAUUCAUCUUGGUUAUGAUGCACUUUCCAUCACAUUGAGUGCAAACUGCCAGUGAAACUGAGGAAAACUGCGUCGGUAAAACACCGUGCCAUGUAGUCAAUAGGUGAGAACAGGUAAAUGAUCAAACCUUAGCGAUACUAACCAUCCCGUCCUCUCAGUGUGCAGGGAAACAAUAUCAAGUUUGAUAAGAUACUGUAGGACUUCUAAUGUGCCAUGUUUCUAACAGUUUAUUACCUAGGACACUCUGCACUACCACUAAACGACAAUAUGCUGCAAUUAACCCAAAUCAGUCCAGUACGAAUUUAUUAGUGUUGUUUGUUAAUUCAGCUAAUAUUAGCCCGAGGGAAUACGUAAUGUUUUAUUGUUGUAAUAUAGUCAUAUUAGCAUAAUAGGCUUAAAAAAACUAGACCAUAAAAUCUGUUUCCUGUGUAGAACCUUCUCAUCAUCUGAUGAUUAUCCAUGAAGCACUUUUAUUUUAAUAAUGUGUUUCUACACAUGAAGUUUGACUUGAAUGAUGUGGUGACAAUCAUUGUGGGAUGUUAAAAAAAGGAUGUUAAAUAUAAAUGAAAGGAGUUUUGCAGGCUUAGGUAUUAUUCUUCUGUACGAUGGUUAGAACUUUAUGGAAACUUAUCUUUCUUUGUUCUUCACCGUGAAAAAUAUCAGACUUUAAAUCUUCAUUUUGUCCAGUUAAACGUUACAUUAGCUGCUUAGAUUUUAGGAUUUUAGCUCAUCCAUCUGAAAGACAGAUGAGCUUCUUUGAUGGUGAGGGGUCCGUUGUCUGCCUGUCUGUCCCUCCACAGUUCAUAAGAAUAGCUGCUCCUCCCAGAGCGGCCAGAUUUUAGUGAGACUUGCACACAUUGAUCACCUAAUGGAUCUUCAACCAAGGUGCUCAAGCUCAGUUUGCUCAUGUGUGACCUGUUGGUGGGCCUCCUGGACUUCUCAGUGGAUUUAAAUUAUCAGUAAUUUGUGAUGAACAGCUGACCAAUGGAAAAAAUAUAUAUUCAGCAUUUAGAUGUUUUUUCUCAUUCUUUUUAGUUGAUGGCUAUAUAUUAUGUUAUAUAUAUUAUUAGAUAUUAUGAAAUGAUUUCAAAUUAAUGGAUCAGUGGUACAUCCUGUUCAUAAAUGCAAAGUGGGUGCUGAUUUGCAAAUAUUUGAAAAACAGAUUUGUGUCUCUACCCAAAGGAGAGCCACUACAGAGCUGUCUGUUUUGUUUUUUGUUUUUGUUUUUUUUUCUAUUUUUUUUUUGGUUGGGGGGGUGUCCGAAAGGUUUUGUUGUUCUUGGUGUUCGACACCAGCACUAUGGUAAAGCUCUGUGGCUGUCAAAAUACAAAGUGGUUCAGGAAUGAGCACCAGCUCCGGAAAAGGAUCCUUUCAUUGCUUUUAAUUGGACAUUUUUGCUAAAAUGUCAUUAACUCAUUAAAUAUUCACUAGUGAUACAAGCAGCUGCUGUGCUUCUAUCAUUGUCACAAGUCAAUAGCCUAUGGUGCAAGGAAGGACCGGUAGUGUUUAGCUGCUUCCCAAUUCAGGGCCCACAUCCUUCGGAUGCUGCAUUUGAAGACCGAUUACAUCACAGCGAAAGCUGUCCCAAUUUGAAGACUCCGACAAAUGUGGCCUUCAUGUCCCCGGAUUUGAAGGAUGGGUCGGGUGUAUCCUUCGUGUCCCAACCUAUAACAGAAUUCAUCACGCGACCCAGCCAAUUCCAGUUUCCAACGAUGGCGGCAGCUACUUAGCUUUAAUAUUACUCCUAUUAUUCUUUCUGGGUCACAAAAUAAACUUUUAAGAUAUUUUCAGGCGAGAAAGUAGCUGAGUACGCUUCAAAUGUCUGCUUAGUUUAUCAAGACAUCACAUAUUGGCAAAAGUGCGCCGACGUUUUCAGAGACAUCUGUUACCCACCAGCUUGAUAGCUAGCUGGGAGGUCAAGGCUCACCAGAGCCGACGAGAACAGCGAACUCCCGCUACAUCGUUUUCAAACCCCCCGCAGGCUUUGGCUACUCAGGUCAAACAUGAUAUAUAAGGAUAACUUAAAAAUGUUAUUGUUUGGCUUUGUGUAUUAUUUUGUUUGUGACUAAAUUGGUUU